Messenger RNA from Musca vetustissima, 552 nucleotides. RefSeq names its product cuticle protein 16.5. The transcript has 3 exons. Lineage: Eukaryota; Metazoa; Arthropoda; Insecta; Diptera; Muscidae. The record is from RefSeq and is a predicted model, not a curated record. Bases 1 to 552 code for a protein of 183 amino acids.
AUGAAAUUCUUGAUCCUUGUAUCCUUAAUUGGUUGUGCGUGUGCCGCUCCUGGUGGUCUGUUUGGAGGCCAUGGCAUUUCGUAUGGGGCUCCAGCCAUUGCGGCGGCCCCUGCCAUUAGUUAUGCUGCUCCUGCUGUCAGUUAUGCUGCUGCUGCCCCCGUGGUAGCCGCGGCCCCGGCCGUUAGUUAUGCUGCUCCCGCUGUUAGCUAUGCUGCCCCUGCUGUACAAGUUGCUGCCGCUCCAGCUGUUGUUAAGGCUGUGGCUCCCGCGGCCACAAGUUAUUCCACAUUUACCUCGGUUGUCAACCAUCCAGCCACCAUUAAGGCCGUUGCCGUUGCCGCCCCAGCCGUUAAAGUAGCUGCUGCCCCAGUUGUGGCCGCUGCUCCCGCCAUCUCCUAUGCUGCACCAGCCGUUAAAGUUGCCGCUGCUCCUGUUGUGGCCGCCGCCCCUGCCAUUUCCUAUGCCGCCCCAGCCAUUAGUUAUGCCGCCGCUGCACCAGCCAUUUCUUUGGGCUAUGGUGGUUACGGCGGUUAUGGCUAUGGUCAUCACUAG